CAUUGAUUGCUGGGUUAUUGGCCACGUGUGGCGUUGACAGCCAUGAUUGAGUGACAAAAUGAAAAUUAAAUUAUUUACCAUCCCAAGCCACUAAAAAAAGGACGAUAGUCGGCGACGCCGCCGGUCAAAUGAAGUGUCCUGAACUUGAGGCAGCUGCACGUGACCCGGGCGACGCCUGUCAACAACGCCGAAUAUUCGCCUUUUUUGAACGAUUUGUCAACAUUAUGGCCGCCUCAGUGCUACUCGCCUGCGGACUGAAUGAACAGAAGUUGCCCGGAUUCGUGCACAUCAGCGAGGAAUCGAAUGUGGAUGGCAGUUUUUUGAUCAGCUGCAUCCUUGGACAACGUCUGCGCAUCUCGAACGCUGGCACUCUGCUCAUCUGUCUGCAGCAUCAUUAUCAGCAUUAUUUCAAUGCUGGAAUGCGACUUGGAUACAACUCAAACAUCUUUCUGGGCAAGACGUUGAAUGUCAUCGAUGUGCUGAGUGAUAUGGCCGAACAGGGCCUCGACUGCAAGUGGUUGCGUUCAUCGGAUGAAUUGCCCCUUACCGAGCAACUGGUUGAGGAUAUACGAGCUCAGAUGGCCAACAAUUACGCCAAUCGCAGCAGUUACACUAUACUGAUUGACAAUCUGUCAAUACUUUUUAAUUUAGGUGCCAGCAAGUUGCAAGUGCAACAAUUCUGCCAAUCUUUGGCUGCCCUUGCCAAGGAGCAUGAGAAUCUAACGGUCAUCACGAAGCUAAGCAACAGCGACAUCCAUCAGCUGACGGACGACAAUGUAGCCAAAUUGGGCCAUGUGCGCAUCCAGGUGCUGCGAUUGAAGAGCGGCGUUUUCCGUGAGGUCGAUGGCAAGCUGCUCAUCGAAAGGGUCCUCGAUGAGGGCAGCUAUGCGUGCGAGCAGUCACGCAAGGAGGUCCUCUACAAGGUCAACGAUCGCAAUGUCAAGAUAUUUAAUCCCGGCGAAAUUGGAGUCAAAGUUUAAGCUGCCACUUUACUUUUGUACGAAAUUUAUUAAAGCCAUUUUUAUAUACUUAA
This is a messenger RNA of Drosophila innubila, 1033 nucleotides long. RefSeq lists its product as uncharacterized. Lineage: Eukaryota; Metazoa; Arthropoda; Insecta; Diptera; Drosophilidae. The transcript has 2 exons. Gene Ontology annotation, cellular component: elongator holoenzyme complex. Gene Ontology annotation, biological process: tRNA wobble uridine modification. Bases 129 to 980 code for a protein of 283 amino acids. The record is from RefSeq and is a predicted model, not a curated record.